CCCCGACUUCCCUGAAAGGCUGAAAUGAUUGCAUUUUGCAUUCCAAUUUCCAGCUUAACACUAAAAUGCUAUGAGUGCUUGACCACCAUGCUUAAGCUCAUGCUGCCUCCAGGACUAUAGAGAGUGGUGUCCCUAGUAGAGUAGCUGGUUUAUUGACCAUAGAGGAGAUAGAUAGUGUGGGUGUAGGUUUACACAGCAGAGUUGAAGGAAGCUGUGAAGCUGCCACUGCACACUUGCACACAUAUGUUACUCUACUGGCCUACUGUAUCCAUGGGCAUGAUGGCAACCAUGACCACUAUCACAAUGGCAUCAACAUUCUAUUACCAACGGCAGUUCCAGUUCCUAUCCCAUCCAACUCAACUCUACUCUCUCCCACUUUUGGAGCUAAAUCAGCACAAGCGCAUUGUUGUAAGACCAAUGUCAAGUUACCGAUUUUAUGCAGUUAAGGGUAAACACCAAGGGGCUAGCACCAUUAGCAUCGGGGAUACAUUAGAUCCAGAAAUUCGAGCUGUUCUUGAACUUGCAACAGAUUCUGAGUUGUAUGAACUUGAAAGGAUUCUAUUUGGCCCAAGUUACUUGAGUCCAUUGUUGAAGUCAAUAACAAAGAGAGCAGAUGUUGAUUUUGCUAUGAUUGAGGAAGACUUGGAGAAGAGGGAAGAAUUUAUGUCCAUGCUUGAGUCGAGAUUUCUAUACCUUGCUGCUGAUGCUCGAUCUACUUUGAGGGGUCGAAGACCAUCAUAUAGGGAUGUAUUGCUUAAUGUAAGGAAAAAAUUAAAUAUACGUUGUUCAACCAAAUUGUCUGCUGAAGACUUGGAAGCAGAGAUUUUUCUUCAUCUAUUACAGGAAUAUUCGAGUUCAAUGGAUAGGGCGAAUGACCCCGAUGAGAAUGAGAGUCUAGAAUUUGGGCUUAGUCAAUGGAAGAUUCAGGCUGAUGCUGCUUUAAAAGGAGGGCAAGGGCAGCUUGGCACAAUGAUACUAAGGGGCGGUGGGAUGCUAACAUUAGGGGGAAUCUACAAAUUGUUAACUAAGAGAUUAUUUGGAAAAUGUAUGGUGGAAGUUGCCAAAUAUGGGGUGCAAAAGGAACUCCUCAAGAAGGGUGGAGAAUUGGCAGCUGUUAACCUGGAGGCCAGGCUAGCCUACCUUGUUGCAAAACAGGGUGUUAAAGGUGCUGCUACUAGGUACUUGGGCCUGAGGAGCUUGGCAACAUUUUUUGGUCCAUUGUUGUGGGGAACAUUUCUAGCAGAUGUUUUUAUUCAAAUGCUUGGAACAGAUUACGCUAGAAUUGUGCGAGCUAUUUAUGCCUUUGCACAGAUCCGGAUCACCCGUUCAUACAAGUUAUGAUCUCAUUUCAAGUAAGAGAUGAUUUGAGUUUCUAAUGCGUAGCUUCAUGUAGUGUGGAAAUGGAAUAUUAUAUCUGGAACUGUGUUUUUGGGUUUGGUUGGAAGGAAGUAUUCGCCAAAUCUGUCCAAAUUUUUAGGGUUUCAAUGCUAAGUUGAGGGUUUGUUUUUUACUGUCAUAGUGUCAUUGAACUCUUACUCUAGGAUAUGAGGUUCUUGUAAAUAUGCACCACAAAAGCAAUUGCCUUUACUUCUCUUUUUUAUGUACACUGUACACAGCCGCUGCUA
Ipomoea nil (Japanese morning glory) is the source of this 1625-nucleotide messenger RNA. RefSeq lists its product as uncharacterized. The transcript has 13 exons. Bases 244 to 1341 code for a protein of 365 amino acids. The record is from RefSeq and is a predicted model, not a curated record. NCBI's taxonomy places the organism in Eukaryota, Viridiplantae, Streptophyta, Magnoliopsida, Solanales, Convolvulaceae.